AUGGAUAAAGAUUUUGUAGUACCAGAUGAAUUAUGGAAAUGUCGUGAAACAGAAGGCAUCGAUUACCAGUUAAAUAUUCUUUAUCAAAAUCGUAUUAAAAUGUUGAAAGAGAGAAUUCUUGCAUCGGCAGAAGAACAGUAUGGAAAUGAUAUUAAAUUUUCUGAUUUUUUUUCAUUACGAGAAGGUGAAUCAGGACUUCUUUAUGGUGUUAUUCAAUUAAAAAUGGAAAAUAGAAAAAGUUUCAUUGUUAAUUUGGAGGUAGAUGAAGAUAUUUUAUUACCAAAUGAGGAUAAUCGUUUUGGGGAGAAAAUUAAAAAAAGUGAUAAAGAUUGUUUAAACUUGGUGGUUAAAGACUAUGUAUUGAAAUUAGAAAAUAUUGAUAUCUACAAGUAUUGUCAUGGAGCUGUAGUUGGAGUUUAUGGUUCUAAAAUGGGAGAUACACAAUCAUUUUUAGUAAAAGAUGUCAUUUAUCCUAAACCUGCCCUACAAAAAGAAAGAAUAAAAACUGAUAAAGAAACGCUUAUUUGUUUUAUUUCUGAUCUUAGAUUUUCCAAGGAUCAAGAUUCUGAGAAAGAAAAUUCUUUGGGCUUUCUCUUAGGUCAGUUUCAGGGAGGUAGCACUGAUUUACUUGAACCAUUUAAAGAUACAUUCCAAAAUGUGGAGCGAAUUGUUGUUGCAGGUGGAUCAUUUGACGACUCUGAAUUUUUUAAACGUAGCUAUAAUAUAUUGGAUUUAAAAGAACCAUUAAUCAGCCAUGAACAGAUUACUGAAGCUGAUAAAUAUUUUGAAAGUUUAACAAAGUUUGCUCCAGUACAUGUAAUGCCGGGUAUUUGUGAUGUAGGAAGUGGAUCAUGGCCUGUUCAAGCACCUUUUAGAAGAGUUUAUCAGAGGUGCAAUAAAUUAAUAAAUAAUUUUUUCUUAACUACAAAUCCAGUAUUUUUUGAAAGCAAUGGUGUAGUAUUUUUAGGAAUCUCAGGUGAGAGUGUCGCAGAUAUUUUAAAAACUAGAACAGAUGCACAUUGUCUUGACGUUAUGGAAGAUCUCCUCAAAUGUCAGCACCUCUCUCCAUCGGCUCCUGAUAAUAUGAGUGUUUUUGUUAAUAAAACUACCGAUCAUAUGGUUUUGAAUAGGACCCCACAUGUGUUCUUUUGUGGUGGUCAAAGUAAGCAUGAAAGAAGGAAAAUAAAACUAGGCAAUUAUGAAGUUCUCCUUAUUACUUUGCCUUCAUUUUCUACAACUAACACUGUACUUUUCUUCAAUACAAAAACAUUAGAAACUUUUGAUUCUACUUUAAAUAUGUGCACUUAA
Molecule: messenger RNA, 1308 nt
Organism: Strongyloides ratti
Lineage: Eukaryota; Metazoa; Nematoda; Chromadorea; Rhabditida; Strongyloididae
Product: DNA polymerase delta subunit 2
Exons: 2
Coding region: 1-1308 (435 amino acids)
Biological process (GO): DNA replication; DNA strand elongation involved in DNA replication
Cellular component (GO): delta DNA polymerase complex
Molecular function (GO): DNA binding
Source: RefSeq, a predicted model, not a curated record